CCAUUCCUGGACCGUCCGGAGACCCUGCUCUGUGCCAGCGCCUGUCCUGGGCCCUUGGGACAUAGAGGGCCCUGUGCUGCCCUCAGACUCCUCACCGCUACAGGCCAUGGGCUUCCCUUGGCAUCUCCCAAGGAUUGGGUGCACUUGGGGUGUUGAGGGGGCUAGGGUGGAGAAAGAAGGGGACCCCCCAUUUUGGAUUUGUGCCAUUCACUCAGGGGAAGGUGGGCAUAGUUAGGGGUGUGCAGACAGGCAAAUGGGUGUGACAAAUGGAAGAUGCAAGGAGGAUGACGAUGGUGACAGUGAUGAUGAUGACGCAGCAUGGUUCCUGAGCGGGCCCUGCCCUUUCCACCGCCUCUCCUGACUCCCGUUCCUAGUCCCCCACCUACCACAUGGUGUCCCCACUGACCUCAGUCCCACCCAGACCCUGCCAACACAGGGCCUUUGCACAGGCUGUUCCCCCACACUUGGAACAGCCUCCCUCUGUUUUUCAAAUGGCUACCCCUUUCUUGCUGUUCAGGGUCCUGCGGGCACCCUGAUUAGCGUGUGUACUCCCACCCUUCUGCCCCAUCCCCUUCUGUUUCUUUACAGCCCUUUUGGGAUCUGUAAUGAGCUGGUUUAUGUUUCUUUAACUGUUUAUUCCCUACCUUCAGGUUCAUCCCUUUGUCUCUGUGGACUUGAACAGUGAACAGGGCUCAGUAUUGGGCAUGUGUCUGUUGAGUGACUUUAUGAUGACAAUUCUAACAACAGUUAUAGCUGACAGUUAUUGCCCACUGAACCUGGGUGGACAGUGUGCCUAGUGCUUAGUGUGUAUUAUUUUGUUUUCACUUCAGCCUGAUGGUGUGAAGUCGGGACUAUUAUAAUUCCCAUUUUCCGGAUGUGGAAACUGAAGCCCAGAGAGAUUAAGUAACUUGUCCGAGACCACACAGCAGGCAAGGGGUCAGCCAUGUCAUCUGAGCCUCCCCCACCACCACAGCCCCCUACCCAUCAAGCUUCAGUCGGGCUGCUGGACACCCCUCGGACCCGCGAGCGCUCACCUUCCCCUCUGCGGGGCAACGUGGUCCCAAGCCCACUGCCCACUCGCCGGACAAGGACCUUCUCAGCGACGGUGCGGGCUUCACAGGGCCCCGUCUACAAAGGAGUCUGCAAAUGCUUCUGCCGAUCCAAGGGCCACGGCUUCAUUACCCCAGCUGAUGGUGGCCCCGACAUCUUCCUGCACAUCUCUGAUGUGGAAGGGGAGUAUGUCCCAGUGGAAGGCGACGAGGUCACCUAUAAGAUGUGCUCCAUCCCGCCCAAGAAUGAGAAGCUGCAGGCUGUGGAGGUCGUUAUCACCCACCUGGCACCAGGCACCAAGCAUGAGACCUGGUCUGGACAUGUCAUCAGUUCCUAGGAGAUUCUGGAAGCACCCCUUCUCCUGUGCUUGUGGGAGACUUUGCGGGCAGGCGGCAGCAGACACUGGAGAUGACAUUCUUCCAUACGAGACGGGGCUUCAGCAGGGCAUGGUCCCUUUCAAGUAUCUCCUGGAGGAAGGGGUGUGGGGGGCAGGCGUGGGGUGUUCCGGCCACCAGCACAGCCUCUGACCAUCACAGCAACCUCUCACCAUCUGAAGUGCAUUAAAAGCAUUUAAAAAGGA
Messenger RNA from Chlorocebus sabaeus (green monkey), 1630 nucleotides. It is a transcript of the gene CARHSP1, whose product is annotated as calcium regulated heat stable protein 1. Gene Ontology annotation, molecular function: mRNA 3'-UTR binding. The record is from RefSeq and is a predicted model, not a curated record. NCBI's taxonomy places the organism in Eukaryota, Metazoa, Chordata, Mammalia, Primates, Cercopithecidae. Gene Ontology annotation, biological process: regulation of mRNA stability. Gene Ontology annotation, cellular component: cytoplasm.